Messenger RNA from Tarenaya hassleriana, 2465 nucleotides. Its product is annotated as F-box/LRR-repeat protein 3. Lineage: Eukaryota; Viridiplantae; Streptophyta; Magnoliopsida; Brassicales; Cleomaceae. Gene Ontology annotation, cellular component: SCF ubiquitin ligase complex. The transcript has 6 exons. Gene Ontology annotation, molecular function: protein binding. The coding region runs from base 356 to 2284 and encodes 642 amino acids. The record is from RefSeq and is a predicted model, not a curated record. Gene Ontology annotation, biological process: SCF-dependent proteasomal ubiquitin-dependent protein catabolic process.
CUUCUUCUUCUUCUUCAUCCUUCGUUUUCCUUUGUUCUAUAUGACCCAGAAAGAAAACAAGACACAAAAGGGGAGGAAAAUUGGUUAUUUUCCCGAGAAAAUCCGAAGGUUUUGUUUCUCGGAGUGAUGAGACCGAAACAGACGACUCGGACCGGUAUUCGGAUCCUCUGCAAACCCGUCCACCACUCUCUUCUCCAUCUCCGAGCUGUCUUCUUAUUCGUUCCGACUUAAAUAGCUUCUCAGAGUAAAUUCCUUCCGUGAAAGUUCCAUACUUUUUCUGAAUCAAUCGAAACCCAGAAGAGGAAGAGAGAAAAUUUCAUUAUUUCUAUCUGUUUGUCUUUUGUUUCUGUUCUGAAUGUCGUUGUCUCCGUCCAUAUUAUCCGUCUUGUCGGAAGAUCUUCUCGUUCGGGUCUACGGGUUUCUCGACCCGACUGGUCGGAAAGCGUGGCGACUCGUCUGCAGAGACUUCCUCCGGAUCGACUCGCUGAGUCGGACCUCGAUCCGAGUCCUCCGGAUCGAGCUCUUCACUGCUCUCCUCCUCAGGUACCCAAACCUCUCCUCCGUCGACCUGUCGGUAUGCCCGAGAGUAGACGACAGCGUCGUUCUGCGUCUGGCUCUAAACGGCCCGGCCUUGAGGUCGCUGAACCUGAGCCGAGCUACGGGUGUCGGAGCGAGGGGCAUGGAAACGGUGGCGCGUGCGUGCCAAGCUCUAGAGCGCGUGGACGUGUCUCAUUGCUGGAGAUUCGGCGACUGGGAGGCGGCGGCGCUGUCGGUAGCGGCGGGGCUGAGGGAGCUGAGGAUGGACAAGUGCUUGGGUCUAAGCGAUGUCGGAUUGGUCAGGAUCGCCGUCGGAUGCAGUAAGCUGGAGAAGAUUAGCUUGAAGUGGUGCAUGGAGAUUUCCGAUCUGGGAAUCGAUCUUCUCUGUAAGAAAUGCAGAGACUUGAAGUCUCUCGAUGUGUCUUAUCUCAAGAUUACGAAUGAUUCAAUUUGCUCCAUUUCUUCGCUGCCUAAGCUCGAGGUUUUGUUAAUGGUGUGCUGCCCUUUGAUCACUGAUGCUGGUUUACAGUUUCUGGAGAAUGGCUCUCCUUCAUUACAGAACCAUGAACAGGAGAUCGACGUAACGAGGUGCGAGCGUUUGAGUCUGUCCGGAUUGAUAUCUGUACUCAAAGGCCACCCUGAUCUUCGACAGUUUAGGGCCGGCCAUACUGUAUCCGAAAUCUCCACGAGCUUCCUGCCGUAUAUCAGAGCCAUGAAAAACCUCGAGACAAUCAUCAUCGACGGAGCUUGUAUCUCUGAUUCGUUUCUCAGGAAACUAAGCUCUAACUGCAGGUUCUUAACCGAGAUUGGACUGAGCAAAUGCAUCGACAUGACUGAUAUGGGCGUGAUGGCGCUUGUGAGAGGCUGCGUAAACCUGAGAACUCUUAAUAUGUCGUGCUGUGGAUCCAUCACAGACCUGGCAUUAUCCGCUGUGGUCGAAUCUUGCCAGUAUCUACAGAUUCUGAAGCUAGAGUCUUGUAAUAUGAUCACCGAGAAAGGUCUCCGUGGGAUUGGCCAUUGUUCUAAGCUUCUCCAGGAGCUUGAUCUCACCGAUUGCUGUGGCAUAAACGACAGAGGCCUAGAAUAUAUCUCUCGGUGUUCAAAUCUGUUGAGAUUGAAACUCGGGCUUUGCACAAAUGUCUCGGACAAAGGGCUCUUCCAUAUCGGGUCUAACUGUACGAAGCUUCUAGAACUUGAUCUGUACCGGUGUUCUGGUAUCGGAGAUGAGGGUUUAGCUGCUUUAUCCCGUGGUUGCAAGAGCUUAAACCGGCUCAAUCUAUCGUACUGCGACGAGCUUACUGACACCGGAGUGGAACACAUCGGCCAACUUGAGCAGCUCGGUCAUUUAGAACUUCGAGGAAUCAAGAAGAUAACCGGAACUGGUUUAGCCACCAUCUCAUUGGGAUGCAAGAAACUGGUUUACCUGGACUUAAAGCUGUGCGAGAAGAUCGAUGACUCGGGCUUCUGGGCACUCGCUUACUUCUCCAGAAACCUACGACAGAUAAACUUGAGUUACUGUUCGGUUUCGGACACGGCCCUAUGCAUGGUGAUGAGCAACCUGACUCGGCUACAGGACAUGGACCUGGUGCACCUGAGCAAUGCCACCGUGGAAGGGUUCGAGCUCGGGCUUAGAGCCUGCUGCACUCGCCUCAAGAAGCUCAAGCUUCUAGCCCCUCUCCGUUUCUUGCUCUCAUCCGAGUUGCUCGAGAGGCUCCACGCCCGUGGCUGCCGCAUCAGAUGGGCUUGACCCGUGACAUCGUAAACCUUCACCAUCAAGAAGAGUUUAAAGGCGUCUACUUUCGGUUAUUUUGGUCAGUUCACUAAAUCAACACACAAAGUUUAUAUCUUUUCUGUGAGCUUGGUUGGAAUCUGUGGUCGCUGAUAAACUUGCAUCUCGCUUAGUUCGAAUCUUCAUGGGUUUUCUUUUA